Pogona vitticeps (central bearded dragon) is the source of this 2190-nucleotide messenger RNA. Lineage: Eukaryota; Metazoa; Chordata; Lepidosauria; Squamata; Agamidae. The record is from RefSeq and is a predicted model, not a curated record.
GCUUCCCGUUAAAAGCAUUGUGUGUUUGCUGCAAUGUCCUUGCUGCGGCUCUCCACAGCGGUGGGCUCCUUGGGAAGAUUGUUUUAUUUCCUUGCAGUGCGUUGGGGAGAGGCAGGGACAGCUCACGGCCAUGCGUUCCAGUCCAUCCUAAAACACAUUGCUCGGGAGAAAGGAAUCUGUUGUCUUCAUGUACGACGUUUUCCGGUAAACUGAAGGCGACAACUGCAUGCGCACUUACUCCUGUGUUUACGAUGAUAAAUGGACUUAUGAUUAUUCAAGUACUAGUGAUGGUGUUUCUUCCUUCGCCCAGCAUGGAAGAUGAUGAAGUCAAACUGACGACGGACUAUGAAUGUGUGUGUGAGGGCAUGUCGUGCGGGAAUGGCAUCCGUUGCAGAGGACAUCAGUGCUUUGCUUCCUUGAGCAUCAAUAACGGAGCUAAAGUCUCCCAGAAGGGUUGCUUCCGAGUGUACGAGCAAGGAAAGAUGACUUGCAAAACCCCGCCGUCUUCUGAUCAAGCCGUGGAAUGCUGCCAAGGAGACCUGUGUAACAUGAACAUUACGGCACAUCUGCUGACAAAAGGGCAUCCAAUCCAAGGGGAAGCUGCAAGUUACACUAUUGAAACGCUUACCAUUUUUGUACUGGCAUCGGUGAUGUUUCUGAUCAUUGUCUGCAUCGUCGCCGUCCUGAUUGUCCGAAAAGUGAAAAUGCACUACAUGGAAAGGCUGAACUCAAGGGAUGCAGAAUAUGGAACCAUUGAGGGACUCAUGGCCUCCAAUGUUGGUGACAGCACACUGGCAGACUUGUUGGAUCAAUCCUGUACAUCUGGCAGUGGAUCGGGUCUUCCUUUCCUGGUACAAAGAACAGUGGCUCGCCAGAUCACAUUGUUGGAGUGUGUAGGGAAAGGCCGAUAUGGAGAAGUCUGGCGAGGCCAGUGGCAAGGAGAAAAUGUCGCUGUUAAAAUCUUCUCUUCUCGAGAUGAAAAGUCCUGGUUCAGGGAAACAGAAUUAUAUAAUACUGUUCUGCUGAGGCAUGAAAACAUUUUAGGCUUCAUUGCCUCCGAUAUGACCUCUAGGAAUUCCAGCACUCAGUUGUGGUUAAUUACACAUUAUCACGAGAUGGGCUCUUUGUACGACUAUCUUCAACUCACUACAUUGGACACCGUGGGCUGUCUACGGAUAGUAUUGUCCAUCGCUAGUGGCCUUGCACAUUUGCACAUAGAGAUAUUUGGGACCCAAGGAAAGCCGGCCAUUGCUCAUCGAGACUUGAAGAGUAAAAACAUCCUAGUGAAGAAAAAUGGACAGUGUUGCAUAGCAGAUCUUGGCCUGGCAGUCAUGCACUCCCAAAGCACCAACCAGUUGGACGUGGGCAACAACCCUCGCGUGGGUACCAAGCGCUACAUGGCUCCGGAAGUCUUAGACGAAACCAUCCAAGUGGACUGCUUUGACUCUUACAAAAGGGUAGACAUUUGGGCCUAUGGACUUGUCCUUUGGGAAGUGGCCAGGCGCAUGGUUAGCAAUGGUAUUGUGGAAGAUUAUAAACCUCCAUUUUAUGACGUAGUUCCCAAUGACCCUAGUUUUGAAGACAUGAGGAAAGUAGUCUGUGUGGAUCAGCAAAGGCCAAACAUUCCCAACAGAUGGUUUUCAGACCCUACGUUAACUUCCCUUGCCAAGUUGAUGAAAGAAUGCUGGUAUCACAACCCAUCUGCAAGAUUAACAGCUCUGCGCAUCAAAAAGACCUUGACCAAAAUUGAUAAUUCCCUAGAUAAGCUGAAAGCUGACUGUUGAUAACACACACACACACACACACACCCAGUGCUUUAUCGACAUGUAAGGUUGUGUCUAGCACAGAACUACACCUUGAGGAAAUCUAGGAUGCAGUCCCAAGUGUCUUCAGGCCUAGGUGAAGUUGUUUACCUAAACCAGCCAUUGGAGUGGAAAUGAAAUCAUGGGAACCUUGACUGGUGGACUGCUCUCGGCAUUUUGACAGAUGGCCCAUCCAUAAACGCGGAACAUUGAAUCCGUGGUGGCCUAUGGAAGGAAGAGGAAGUCCUAAGAAAAAAAAAUUGGGGCAUUAAAACCAUGGCUUUUGACUGCUUUUUUAAAAAAAAUCAUGAAAAGAAAGAAAAAGUAAAGUAUGUCCUUGUUGCUCCCAAGUGAAAAUAACUUGGAAGCAGUCAGCUCAAAUCAGCAA